Messenger RNA from Haliotis rubra (blacklip abalone), 2466 nucleotides. RefSeq names its product histone-lysine N-methyltransferase EHMT1-like. NCBI's taxonomy places the organism in Eukaryota, Metazoa, Mollusca, Gastropoda, Lepetellida, Haliotidae. The record is from RefSeq and is a predicted model, not a curated record. Gene Ontology annotation, molecular function: protein binding.
AGAGCAUUCAGUUCGUAGUGUGUAGUGUGUGGGUAGCACGUUUACCACUCCGUGCACGCGCUAGGCCUGGAACAUUUACGUUUUGACCGUGCAAGUGUGUGAUACACUGGAUAGCUUCUUCCUGGCUCAUGGUGCAAACCAAAUGGUUUACAUUAGCCAGAGGACGCUUUUCAUAUUACGAAACACAGGUUAGAAGAUAGCUGGUUCGUCAACAUCAACAAGUUAGAAGAAUAAAUUUCCCAAAUAGAAGAUUAGGCAUUGAUAAAAGUGGCUUUUACAUGUGUUUUCGCUUCUGGGAUUUCAUCAGGACUAACAUCAGUUACACGACCCCGUGUGCUUGGCUCGAGGCGGGGGUUAAGCUGUGCGGUGUUUAAAACUUGCAAGUCAAUUCAGAUAUACCAUCAAUGAACAACGCCAGACCUGAUCGCUGACGUUCUCGUGAAUGGAUCUGUUGUGGUGUCACUCUAGCGGGUCUUUAAUUGAUUGUUUCGCUGUUAGGCACUGAGUCUAACUGAUGGAAAUACACAAUCUGUGAAGCCAGCGGCAACAGAUGUACAUGAGAUGAACAUGGAUGCCGACGACGACGAAGGAUCCUACUACGGUUCUUCCUACGGCUACGAGGACCUUACGUUCCUCGAAGCAUGCAUCGAACAAGACAUUGAGGCGGUGCAAGCGAUCCACGAAAACCCGACAGAGGAGGAAAUCAAUGAAAGAGACAGAUCUGGAAGGACAGGGCUAAGUCACACGAGCGCUCAUGGCAUCGUGCCAGUACUUGACAUGCUCGUAGACAUACCGGAAGUGGAUCCCAAUAUUCCGGAUAAGGAAGGAAAUACCCCUCUCAUAUUCAGCUCUCAAGCAGGACAUACGGACGUUGUUCGGAUUCUGCUACAAGACUUUAAGAUUAUACGCAUUGACCAACAGAACAAGCUGGGAUUCACAGCCUUGAUGAAAUCAGCUAUUCAGGGACGGACUGACUGUGCCAGAUUGUUAUUGUAUGCAGGUGCUGAUCCCAAGCUGCGCGAUCAUGGCAGAAAGCUGUGUGCUGAAGAAUGGGCUCGCUUUGUAGGAAGGAAAGAGUGUGCAGAAUCCAUUGCCAAGUUCUCAAACACAAAAAGAUUUUGCCUAAAGUCUCGCCUCAACCAAAACGUCGAACGUUGCAGCAGUGUACCCGAUCUUGCUUCUGAUCAAUUGUCCCGCACGGACUCGACGAAACAAUCCAAAAAGAGACGCGGUGGUUCAUUGAGACGCAAACUGAAAAACAUUCUACCCCACAACACAGAGUCAUUAGGGAUCAAUCUUUCCAGUCCCGGAAGUCCAUUCGCAGUUAUCGCCCGUUGUGUCUCCACUCCCGUUCUUCCGGGAGUGAUCUCCCCUGUGGAGUCUAGCUGUCUCAGGCGACCGGUUAGCGCAGACAAUAUCCCCAGGGUUGAGAUCACAGUUCCAAUGGAUGAAGAUGGCACCCACGUUGAAACUAACAUGAUUGCAAGGCGUAAAGCUGCUAAAAGAAAUGCUCAACAAGAUUACAGUGUUCGAUGAUUAUAUCUGGAAUAACAAUGUGUGCAUUUUUCAGGCUGGUUCUGGAAGGUGAUUGAAUGAGAAUAUGUGCUUAAUCAUGAGUUUCUUCAGAGAUGAAUAUCCCUGGCACAGUUGUGAUCGUAUGGGAAUUUGUAUUAGAACAUUGCUAGUAUAUAUCAUUUGAAUGCAGUUUUCAUCUUCCUUCGUCGUGACAUCAGCUUUUUGAAUAAUUCCUUUUUCUUAAAAAAAAUUCUAAGAGCCAAAUCCUUCAUCAGGUGAAUCAUUCUGGUCAUGUUAUUUUAGCUUGUUAUGAAUUACUCAUUUCACGCAUCAUCACAUUUAUCAUUUGAGUUUAAACUGCAAAAUUAUUUGCAUAUUUUGCUGUUCGUAUCUGAUAUAUAUGUAUAUUUAUAUUAUGUAUUAAGUGUCUAUUAUAAUGUGUUUGCACUAUACUUACAUUGUAUCGUCAAUGUCAUAAUUUCAAUAUUCGAUUUUUUGGGUUUUCUUGAAUUGUUACUUCGUUCUCCAUUGCUUUCAGGUUGAAUCGAGAUUUUCCUAAUAUUUUGAUGUUGUGAUGUGAUACUUCUUUCAAAGAAACGGUUUAUGUAUUUGUUUUCAUGUAAUACAUCAGUGUCUGCACAUUCAACCUGGUGAAUGAUUACAUUUCAGUGGUGUCAUAGCAUUAGGAAACGUUCACUGCACCGGGUGUUCCGAUUUUAUUGUUUCAUCGUAGAACCAAGACCGUCACAAUAAGGACGAGGCUGAAACAGUUUCAUAAGGUCUCGUCCAUUUGAUGGGUAAGGAAGAUGAUUCCUGUUUGGAACACUCUAGUUUCUGCCACCUUAAUCCAAGAAACAACUGUAAUCUUAUCUUAGGUGUUUCAUGCCAUACUCAGCAAUAUGCCAGCUAUUAGGGGUGGAUAUUGCAAGGAAUUUUCAUAUUGGGAUAAAU